AUGAAACCGUUUUUUAUUGAAAAAAUCUUCCGCCAGCCUCUUUUACGGCGCACCUUUUCUCCGUGUCAUGUCAAUUAUGUUCGUUGUUUGGCCUCAAAGCCACGAAACACGAGUGAAUUGACUGGAGUGACAGGAAUCAAACGGAAAGGUGUCAAGAAGGAAAAGAAACAUGAUCCAGAUGAAGAAUUCAUGCAGCUGUGGAGUACUACAGAGGGAUAUAUACAAAAUGUUUUUAAAGAAAGAAGAACAGGGAUCAAGUCGACAAAGGAAAAUUAUAGAAAUACGUUUGUGACUCCAAAUGUCACCACCCUGCCCAUUGCAAGUGAACUGACUAAGGAGGAAAGAGACGACCUGCUCGAUGAUGAUGGGACGACAGAAUUCAGGAUUCCCACAGCAGAGGACUUUGCAAGGCUAACUCCAGUAUACAAGAGUUUGACAGAGGAGGAAUUAGAUGAUGAAAAAAUAUUUGGAAGAAAAGAUGAGAGGGAUGAAGAGGAAAGGGAAAAUAAGGAAGAAUCAGAUGUUAUUGAUACUUCUAAAAUUCUAUCAUUUGAAGACUUCAAUCUUCACCCAAAGCUUAUACAGAAGCUGAACAUUUUUGGCAUUGUCACUCCCACUGACAUUCAAAAACAAGCAAUACCAAUAGUUUUAAAGGGAAAGAGUGUUCUUAUUCAAUCAGAAACUGGAUCCGGUAAAACUAUGGUAUUCUUAUUGCCUACUCUGCAAUCUCCUGGAAAAACCUUUGGCACAAUAAUCAUUGCACCCACAAGAGAAUUGGCAAGUCAAAUGUUGUUUGAGGCUCGUCGUCUUCUCAGUGAUAAAGCUAUUGUGGAGUCUUUUGUGAGUUAUCCUAAAAUGUGAAAAAUGUAGCUUACAGCUCUAUGUAAUCUAAGCAUUUAUUUUUAUGUGGGUCAAAUUUAGUGGACCACUAAAAAGUUAUUGGCCUUUGAUAUAAAUGAAAAUCCUGUUUUUUGGAAUUUAGAUAAAAAGAAUCAAAAUUAUUUGCUUGGUUGCUUUUAUAAUCAGAAGUAGGUAUAGUGUAAUAGGUUUGUCUCAAAGAACGAGUGUCUGCUCUUAAAUCACAAGGAUGUGAUAGUUUUGUAAUUCUCCUCUUUAAUUGCUCUAUAUCCUUAUAACUUGUUAACCCUUGAACCUCUAAGAGUGACUAGCAUCAAAUUUUUCUUCUCAUUAUCACCUCUGCAUCAAACAUUAAGGUCCUGAGAAUAAAGGAAAUGAUUGCUAACUAAAGAGACUCUUGAACAAAUAGUUGAACAAACUCUUCUUGACAGCACCUAAGGAAAUGUGAAGAGAAUAGUGUGGAGAAGAUGCAAAUUGAUGUUAGGGUGUUGAAGGUUAACACUAUGAAUACAAUAACAGAAUACUGGUGUGACUAACAUUUUUAACACGGAAAAAGCACAAUAUCCCUUUGGGUAUCAAUGCAUCAUGAUUUUCGACCCAAUCAUUCUCUCGGCAAGUAGCUAUGUAUUAAAUUUUCAGGGAGGAUGGUUACUUUUUUUUCAGUUUUCUGUCUAAAAUAGGGUUAUAAAGUGCAAAUGAGAAUUGAUAGUCAUCUAACUCAAAGAGUUUCCCUACUCUUAAAACCUAAGCAUUCAUCCUUCUUAAGAUGAGAUGAUAUUAAUUUUUUUCUUUAUUUAGGUGAGUGGUGUGAAUUUGAGUAAACAGGAGGCAAGAUUGAAAGAUAAGGCAAAGAAACCUUUGAUAGCUAUUGGAACACCUAAGAGGAUUCUUGAAAUAAUUGAGAAAGAUCCUUCACUGGUGCAACGCUCUAAAAGGAUCAUAAUUGAUGAAGUGGACAAAGUUCUUUUGCCACUUCAUAGGAGGUCCUCAUUCAAGAAGCUCACUCAUCGGGCAAACUAUCCUAGAGCAGCUAAGACAGUGGUGGAAAAAGUUCUUCAGUUAUCUAAGGUGAAUUUAGUGAAAUUCAUCCUAUUGAUGUUCAAUCAGUCUCCUUCAUAUCACUGAUGACUGUGUGAAAUGCAGCAGCUUGAUCUUGAAGUUGAUGGUUGUAUUCUCCAAUGACAAAAAGUUUCUCUUUGCUUUGCUCUGGGAUAUAAAGCACUUCUUUCAUAGUUCCUCCCUACAUUUGGUGUGGACUUCUCUGUAAAAACUAAUUUUCUUCUAUUUCUAUCAGUCUUCUUCAUAUCACUGAUGACUGUGUGAAAUGCAGCAGCUUGAUCUUGAAGUUGAUGGUUGUAUUCUCCGAUGACAAAAGGUCACUCUUUGCUUUGCCCUGGGAUAUAAAGCACUUCUUUCAUAGUUCCUCCCUACAUUUGGUGUGGACUUCUCUGUAAAAACUAAUUUUCUUCUAUUUACCGCUAGAUUACUCUAUAGCAUUUUUUUCUGCAUUAGUUUGAUUUGUUUUUGCAUUUGGUUCAUUCUGUAUAAUGAUCUUUAAAUUAGUGUUAGUAGUGCUCAGUGAUUCUUGUAAAUCAGCUUAUGAUUUGUAAACUAAAUCCUAUGGUGUUGAUGAAUCAACUUUCUCAUAGCAGUUAUUAACCUUGUAUAUGGCAUUUUUCAAAGCUUUGGUAUUUACAAGUACUGGAUCAGUUUUAUAGGGCAUCAGGUCUGUUAGGGCAGAAAAAAAAAUCCUUUUGGCGAUCAGAAUUUUUCUGUCUCUUUUUUUAUCAAAGGUUAAGCACAUCCAGAUGAUUGGAGCUUCUGCAACUGUGAAUGAUGUUCUCCAAGAGGACCUGACAGAAAUUGGCUGGGGAGAUCAUGUCAAACUUAUACAGUCAUCCACGCUUGAAGGACGGCCUUGUAAAGUUCCUCCAUGCAUUAAACACCAAUAUGUUAUUUGUGAUGAGUCUGUGGGUCUUACCAAAGCACAGGCACUUGCCAGGUAAAAAAAUGACUGUGUAAUUGUAAAUUAUUCUAACACAUUAAUUUACAAUUAGGUUAAAACCUCUCAAGACCCUAGCAUCAGCAUGUACAAGGACAAUUUGGUUAACAAUCAAGAGCUUCUUUACUGAAGUGAUCAUUUCCUUUAUUCUUGUGACCUUGAUGUGUGAUUUAGAGGUAAUACUGUAGGGAGAAAUUAGAUGCUAGUCACUCUUUGUGGUUAAAGGGUUAAGUUAGUGAUCAUUUCCUUUAUUCUCAUGACCUUAAUGUUUGAUUUAUGGGUGAUACUGUGGGGAGAAAUUAGAUGUUAGUCACUCUUAGGUGUUAAAGGGUUAAGUUGGUGAUCAUUUCCUUUAUUCUCAUGACCUUAAAUGUUUGAUUUAUGGGUGAUACUGUGGGGAGAAAUUAGAUGUUAGUCACUCUUUGUGGUUAAAGGGUUGAUUGCAAUUUCUUCAUGUGUAGACUUAUUUUUUUUCUCAGAAGGGUUCUCUAGAUUUUUAAUGAAACAGUGAGCUGCAAAUAAAGGAAUUUUUUUUAAAGAUCUGUUCAACUCCAAAACAUGAGCUGCCAUUGUAAUUACAUCACAAAAGAUCACAGGCUGAUAUUUUUUCAAAGUCAAAGCAACUAGUCUUGCUGUGAUAAAAAAUUUAAAUUAUAUCACUGACAAGAUUAUUUUUCAUUUUAAUUACGUCCAAUUCCUAUAACAAUCCAUUUAUUCUCUUAUUCCUAAACAUAACCAUUGUAAGGACAAAUAAAGUGCAAAAAGUUUCUCACAUAUGUUGAUUAUGUCUUUCACAGAGUUUUCAGAGAGUCAGGCCAGAAAUCUGGUCUGGUGUUUAUUCACCGUCUUCAAUCAGUUGAUGACUUUGUCUGGGAGUUGAGAGACCUUGGACUAAAUGCUGUAGCACUGUAUCAAAAAGUUGCUAAUCAGGAUCCUGAGGAAUAUGAGAAAUUCCUCACAGAGUUUCAAACUGGACAGAUCAAUGUUGUGGUUGGCACAGAAGAAACAGUGAGAGGUCUGGAUUUCAAAGAAUUGGACCAUGUGUAUUUAACAGAAGUGGCCAGAAAUAUUGAUGCCUAUUUGCAUCAAGCAGGGCGAGUUGGCCGACAGGGGAGGCCUGGGACUGCUACAACAUUAGUUUCAGUACGAAAUCCAAGAGAUGAGAAGAGGAUGCAAAUGGAGUACCGUAGACUUAAUUUACCAUUUGAAAGGAUUGUUUUGUGAAGGGAUACAUUUAAUGGUGACUUGCAAAAUUUGUGAGUCAAAAUAUAUUUGAACAGAUACCACAUAAAAUUUUCUGUAUGCGUGCCUGCACUCAGUUUUGAGUAGUGGAACUCCAUCAACAACCCUACUAAACCUACCUGGAAGAGAGAGUACCUGGAAUACUGGUAACAUAUUUAAUAAACAAUAUAAUAUUCUUUUCAUCAGUAAUAUCACCAGCUGUACAUAG
Molecule: messenger RNA, 4310 nt
Organism: Pocillopora meandrina
Lineage: Eukaryota; Metazoa; Cnidaria; Anthozoa; Scleractinia; Pocilloporidae
Source: the annotation of a GenBank genome assembly